Molecule: messenger RNA, 303 nt
Organism: Didymodactylos carnosus
Lineage: Eukaryota; Metazoa; Rotifera; Eurotatoria; Philodinida; Philodinidae
Source: the annotation of a GenBank genome assembly
AUGAAAGCCGCAUAUGACAGCAAAAACGUGGUGUUCUACCUGGAAGCUGCAAAGAUUGAGCAAAGUCGUCUUCGUUUAGCGGAACGAUGGAACAAACUACCUACAGCAGGCCCGAUUAAAGGCAUGCGCCAAUAUCAUCAUUUUGAGACUUUUUCGACUGGUGAAGUGGACGCCAGUAUCACAUCAACAUCGGUCAAUUCUACACGGUUUCAAAUGUUAUCAAAAUCCGAUAAAAAGACAGCAAAUACACGACGUGCGCGAGCUUGCCAAAAAUUGUUAUUUGAUUGUAGAAGUGCUGGAUAA